CGCUAGUCGGUGCCUCGGAACAUGAGGGGCAUGUCACUGCUGGUUUACAUCACCCUCCAGCUGCCGCUCUUGCGCGGCAAGCCUGCGAAUUUGCCCGUACCUCGAACUCCUCUUCUCUUCACUGCCACGUCUCUUGUGCACGAUCUCGACUUUCGCCAUGGCUGCUCUUCCCGACCUUUCACAGAACAAGGCCGUUAGGCUGGUCAAACAUGCAGCCGACAAUCACUAUGCUAUUUGCGCAACUUGUUGUUACAAUGUUGAGGGAAUCUUGGCCUCAGUGAGAGCUGCUGAGGCGAAGCGCUCACCUUUGAUUAUACAACUUUUCCCAUGGGCGGUCCAGUACGCUGAUGGUAUCCUCGUCCAUGCAGCACGGGAAGCCGCCGAUAAAGCCAGCGUUCCAGUUGCGCUGCACAUGGACCACGCGCAAACCCCAGAAAUGGUGAAGAGGGCCGCAAACUUCGAGAGAGGAUUUGACGGCAUCAUGGUCGAUAUGUCCCACUACGACGACAACCUGGAGAAGACCGCAGAACUCGUCAAGUACUGCAACGAGCGCGGCAUUAUCACCGAAGCGGAGCCUGGGCGAAUCGACGGUGGGGAGGAUGGUGUGGGGGACCUCUCAGACCUGGGGUUGGAGGCGAUCCUUACCACACCGGAGCAAGCCGAGGAGUUCGUCGCCACAGGGAUAAACUGGUUGGCUCCUGCUUUUGGCAACGUACACGGUAACUACGGGCCGAAAGGGCCACAGCUGGACUAUGAGCGCCUAAAGCGCGUACACAACAAAGUCGGGGACCGCGUCAGUCUGGUGCUGCAUGGCGCAGGCGCAGAGUGGUUCCAGGAGAAGCUGCUGAAAGAGUGCAUCGACUGCGGUGUCGCGAAGAUGAACAUCAACGACGCGUUCAACAACGAUUUCACAAGGAUCAUGCAAGAGCAGGCGGGCAAGACACCGAUCACCGGGCUGAUCGAGAAGGCGACCGACGCCAUGCAGAAGAGCAUUGAGCAAUACAUGGACUGGAUGGGCUCGACAGGAAUGGCAGACAAGAUACAAUAGAGUGAGAAGAGGAAAUACAAAGAUCCAUUCAUAUAUACAUUGAAAUCGCCAAGCGCGGGUAUCAGAAGU
Didymella exigua CBS 183.55 is the source of this 1117-nucleotide messenger RNA. RefSeq names its product fructose-bisphosphate aldolase. Gene Ontology annotation, molecular function: aldehyde-lyase activity; zinc ion binding. The transcript has a single exon. Lineage: Eukaryota; Fungi; Ascomycota; Dothideomycetes; Pleosporales; Didymellaceae. Gene Ontology annotation, biological process: carbohydrate metabolic process. Bases 158 to 1048 code for a protein of 296 amino acids. The record is from RefSeq and is a predicted model, not a curated record.